CGCUGCCCUUGCAGGUCCGCCGGUUGCUGCUGCGCGCAGGUCCCCGUUGUCGGCGCCGCCUUCCCCUCGCCGGCGCUGCCCUCGGGCCGGGCCCGCUGCGGGGCCAUGGGCGAGCAACGGGAGCGCCCUGCGUCUUGCGGUGCUGCUAGGCCGCAGGGGGACGAGGUGAGCAGGGCAGAUUGGGAUCUCCAUCUCCCCGGAUGGGUGCGCGCGUUUCCCGGGGAUCAGGCCCCCGUCGAACCCGGAGGCCCUUACACCCGAGCAGGCGUGCGCAUGAUCGGGCGGAGGGGGCCAGGAUCGAGCUCCAGGGCCGCGAUCCUAUGCUCGCGCUUACUCGGGAGUCAACUCCGCUGCGCUCCGUGGCUCCGACUUCGAGUAAAACUUAGCUUAUAUAAUACGUCAUUGAGUUUUCAGCGAGGCGGCGUAGAAAACCAGCGCAUCCUCUACGACUCUUGUGUUCUUUUACUUUUUGAAAAAUUAUUUAUUUGGUUCUUCAGAUAAAGUUUUACAAUCACAUAUGCAACAUACAUCAUAAAAACAAAAUUCCAAAGAAUCUCCUGGACUUCCCUCCUCCCCUUUCUGGGUCCCAAUGUUAGUCAUUUCCUCCUGCAUCUUUUAUAAUAAUCCAAAUCUUUUACAUCUCCGUUAUAUUCAAAAUUCACUAUUAAACUACAAGUGUUAUUCCAAUCCUACUAACGAUUUUAACUGUUUACAAUUAUUUUUAAGCUAAAUUAUAAAUUCCUCCCAUUACUUAUUAAAAUUUUGGUCUUCCUGAUUUCUGAUUCUUCCGGUCAUUUUUGCCAUUUCGGCAUAAUUCAUCAACUUAAUCUGCCAUUCUUCUCUGGUUGAGACUUUUAUCUUCUUUCCAUCUCUGGGCCGAUGUUAUUGACUACUCGUUGUGUUCUUGCUUUAGAGAUUGUUACCGUCUUCCGGUGAGACUGAGGAUGGCUUAAAAUCGGGCGAAGAGCCUCUUUUAAGGAAAAACCCUCGCCGCUUUGUCAUCUUCCCCAUCCAGUAUCCAGACAUUUGGAAAAUGUACAAGCAGGCGCAAGCUUCCUUCUGGACAGCGGAAGAGGUGAGUGUAACAACAUGCAGAUGUAAGGGUGUGUUUGUGCGUGCAGGUGUGUAUUCUGUGUCCUGCUGUGUUAGAGGCAUCACAGUUUCCACAAUGACAAUGGGGUUCCUAUGCAAACAAAGCAAGCUUAAGUCUAUGCUCAACUUGCGUAGUUCAACACCACUUUCAAGACGUUUCUGAAACAUUUCAGGACAUUUCAGAAGAGGAGGCGGCUGGGUAUCCAGUUCUCAAGUGGCUUCAGGUUGCUUUUUGGAGAAGUUCCACAAACACGAUAACUGCACUCUGUUGCUGCUGUUGCCCAGAAACAGAUAUUCAGAUAUUGGGGCCGAACACAGCCAUCAUGGCUAGUAGCCAUUGAUAGGCUUAGAAUUUGCUAUAAUUCUUAAUGGAUAGUUCUAAGAAUUUGCCUAAUUCCAUUUUAAAGCCACCCAAAUUGGUGUCCACAGCUACAUCGUUUAGUGAAUUCCAUAUUUUGACUAGGCACUGUGUGGAGAAAUAUGCCUUUUUGCCUUGAAUAUUCCAACAUUCAUCUUCAUUGCAUUACCUCCUGUUCUGGUAUUAUGAGAGAAGAAGAAAAACUUCUCCACAGAAUGCAUCAUUUUAUAUUCCUCUAUCAUGACCACCCUCACUUACUUUUUUUCUAAACUAAAAACACCUCAAACACUGUAUAGGCUUCGUAGGGGAGUUCUUCUAGCCACUUAAUUAUUUUAGGAGAAUAAAAAGACAGGAAGGGUCAAGAGACCUAGGAAAGCCAGACUUCAGGGACAGCUAGGAGAGAGGGUGACGAAAGCCUGACUCCAUUCACUGAUGUCACAACCACACCAUACAUUUAAGGCACUCUUGUACCACUUUAAAAGUCAUGGCUUCUCCCAAAGAAUUCUGGGAGCUGUAGCUUGUAAAGGGUGCUGAGAGUUGUAGAUACAUAACUAACACUUGCCCCAAAGAGGCUCACCUGGCGCUGUCAUUGUCAUCUAUCUGGCACCAGGCAAAGACUUCUCCCAGGCAUUUGAACACUGAUAUGGGCCACUGAUAAUGUGCUGUUUUAGGUAGACUUUCUGGAAGCUGCUGAUUCAUCUUUUUGUGUCUGAUUUGUUGAGUAUAGAUGAACUUUUAGCAUAUUAAUAAAAGAAUUAUGUGGCACCUUAAACUCUUAAUACAUUUAUUGUGGUUCGAGGACCCGAACCCCGCGCAGUGGAAUGAAACACAAGGACACGUGAUAUAAGGUUAAUGGGCAAGAAAAGGCCACAACUUUAUUGAUUACAGCAAGUGAAAAGGUAUUGGCUUAGGCAUUGGAUUACGUCAGCUGACUCCACCCACUCGGAGAGGGGUGAGUCUAAAAAACAAAGGGGGUUUACUCACCAGUAGGUGGAGCCUGUUGAUGCUAAUCCAACUAUAAGCUCUCCCCUGAUGUCACCGAGGGUCAUGCCAUGGCCUCCCGCCAAGCAGGCAUCGGACAGAAUACACGACCGCCGGAUUCCUUUAACGGAAUACCCAAAAAAUGAAGGCGCAGGCGAUGGCCACACCUAGCCCUUCGACACCGCAACACAUUAUUCCAAUGCCUAACCUACCCACCAAUACCACGAAAGUUGUGACGAUUGCUACGAGGUAGGCAAAAAAACCAAAAGGCCUAAUGCCAAAUGGAAAAAUUCCUACCAGGCCCCCCGGACAACCAGGGUGACCAAACUAAGGUCCAUAGCAAGGCCAAAAGAAAACUGGAAACCCUGCUCUAAGGGAGUGGAGGGUGGGUGGCUCACGACUGGAUGACAAAAAGUGAGGGCUGGAGGCUGGCGCCGCAGCAAUUUAGGCUGCUGUACACGCCCCCUUGAAGGCACCUGGUUGGGUGCCUGGCCGUGGGCGCCAGCCAGGUGGGUGGGAGGCAGGGGGCAAACGCCCCCUGCUUGAGGCGGAGUCCGGCUCCCGGCCACAACCACUCCCCUCUCUUGCAGGGAGGAGAGUCUUUACAGCACAAGCUUUUGUGGACUAGAGAAAGGAGAAAAUGGUAAGGCAGUAACUGAAUGGCAAUAAGAUACAAAAAUUGCAGUCAGUGACGCUGAGAGCUCAAUAUAUGCUAGAUAGAUACACCUUUAAAAUUUUACCGUAAUAGAUUGAUGAUAACUCCUGAAAUGAUUGUAUUUACACCUGCAGUGGGGCAGGGAACAGUUAACAAGAAAUGAUCAUAGAUAGUGCAGAUAUCCUGGCAUAUUUAGUGUACUGUUUCUUAAUUUAUUUUUAAUUAAUUGUAUUGAUUUUGUGUUUAUUAUUUGUUAUUGCUGUUAGCCAUUUUGGGACUUUUGGAGGAGUGGUGAUAAUAACAAAAUUAAUAACAUGUCUUUGAACAAGUUAUGGGCAUCCUCUUUCCCUGUCCACUUGCAAACUAUCCAGUCCUUGCAAAUGUCUUUAAAUGGAGCACAAGGCAUCGUGGAGAGAAGCUUUGUAGGAACUAUAUGAAUGUGGUGGGUCGGUGGAUAUUGGUUUGUUUUGGUUUUGUUGCACUUGUGCUUUUGUAUUUAGUGUUCUUAUCUUGUAUCUUUAUGUUGUGAGCUGCCUUGAGAUCUACAGAUGAAAAAACAGUAUAGAAAUUUAAUAAAUAAAGAAUUUGCCAUUUCAUUUCCCUCAAGAGUUUCUUUUGUCUUACAGAUUUAUUAUUGAACCACUAAAUUAUAAAUUUGCAAUGAAUUUUUCUUCUUCCUCACAAAGGUUGACUUAUCAAAGGAUCUUCCUCACUGGAACAAACUGAAACCCGAAGAAAAAUACUUUAUUUCACAUAUCCUGGCUUUUUUUGCAGCCAGCGAUGGAAUUGUGAACGAAAACCUGGUAAGAUACUUUAUGGGCUGCUUUUCUAACCCUGUGCUGCCUGCCUUAUUUGCUGUUUCAGCACCUGCAGUCAAGCUGAUGAAACACUUUGGCAUUUGACCUCAAGGCUUAUUUGCCAUUAGUGUUUUGAGCAAGCAGUUCAAAUAUUUAAGGUCCUUAGAUAAGUUGGCACUUGAGGAUUGCAGCUCCAAUGUUGAUACGAAACACCCAUUCCCUUGGCCAUAGUUUCCUGUCGUCUGAUAACUACAUCAAAUGUAGUGCUUUCCAGUGAUGGUAGAAUCAUGCACCCUUCUAUGAGUUGUUAAGAAUGUAUAUGUGUGAAUUACCUCUAACCUUCUUUUCUUGUCAGGUGGAACGUUUUAGUCAGGAAGUGCAGAUCCCAGAAGCUCGCUGUUUCUAUGGCUUCCAGAUACUAAUAGAAAAUGUUCACUCAGAGAUGUACAGUUUAUUAAUUGACACUUACAUCAAAGAUCCUGAGAAAAGGUAAUCACCGUAAGUAUUGCCACAAUAUAGAGGAUUUCUGUAUUGUGUUCUUUCCAUACUGAAUGACAUAACAGGAGAGAUCACUACAGUGGUACCUCAGGUUAAGAACUUAAUUCGUUCUGGAGGUCCCUUCUUAACCUGAAACUGUUCUUAACCUGAGGUACCACUUUAGCUAAUGGGGCCUUCUGCUGCUGUGCCGCCGCUGCACGAUUUCUGUUCUCAUCCUGAAGCAAAGUUCUUAACCUGAGGUACUAUUUCUGGGUUAGUGGAGUUUGUAAUCUGAAGCAUCUGUAACCUGAAGCGUCUGUAACCCGAGGUACCACUGUACAGCAUUAAGCCACAGUGGGACUUGGUUCCAAUAUUCCUCCCUUCCUUCUACGAGGAGGAGGUAAAAACAUCUACUUCCUCCUUUCAACAAACCACAGUUCACUGCGACUUCUCAGCUUGGGAAUUGCGGUUUGUUUAAAGCUAAACUAUGGUUAGGAGAGGAUGCGGGUGGCGCUGUGGGUUAAACCACAGAUCAGAAGGUCGGCCGUUCAAAUCCCCACGACGGGGUUAGCUCCCGUUGCUCAGUCCCUGCUCCUGCCAACCUAGCAAUUCGAAAGCAUUUCAAAGUGCAAGUAGAUAACUAGGUACCGCUCCGGUGGGAAGGUAAACGGCGUUUCUGUGCGCUGCUCUGGUUCACCAGAAGUGGCUUCGUCAUGCUGGCCACAUGACCCAGAAGCUGUACGCCGGCUCCCUCGGCCAGUAAAGCGAGAUGAGCACUGCAACCCCAGAGUCGGCCACAACUGGACCUAAUGGUCUGGGUUCCCUUUACCCUUUAUGGUUAGGAGAAGUCAGAGCCAAAUCAUUCUUUCAGAUGCUGGUUUGUUUCCAUUAACUAUAGUUUAAAUAAGUCACAGUUCCUCAGAUUUAGAUGGGUUAGUUAAAAAGUAGAUACCGAUGUUUCCAAUCUCCUCACAGGUAUGCUUGCGGCCAAGGUUCAUUGCAGCUCAUUAUCAUAGCAGGAGUUUCAUUAAACUCAAAGCAGUAUUUGCUUUUGUGCUUAAAAGUAGGAAGCAAUAUUCAUCGGAGUAAUCAAAAAUUUGAACUUUUUAAAAAAAAACUUUCCUCUGUAUAAAUGAUACAAGUUAAGAAACUGCAUGCAUUUGUUUAAUUUGAAUAAUUCAGCUUCAAGUAAGUAUGAGAAAGAGCAAGGAACUGCAUGAUAUUGAGGCCCUGCUCUUUGACCUCUAGAAAUAUAACUUCUGAGAUUCUACGAAACACCUUCAAGGCUCAUGACUAGUCAUAUGGACUAGAAACAUCAUUUUAAAACCGUGAUUCUUAAAAUGCUGGGAAUUCUGCACCAAUUAAGGCUUCACACAGUACUUUCAUGAAAUCGCAGAAUACACACAGCCCUGAAUAAAAUUGUGCAAAAUUACAAAGAUGGAAAAUGUGUGUAGCUAGGAUAGAACGGUGAAUAACUUUCCAUGAAGGGGCUGGAUGUGAGAAAUGAGGUAAAAAGGUAGAAAUUAGUUGAAUACUGGUUUCGUCUCUCUCCCCUAUCCAGUUCGUAUGAUUUUUUUAUUUAUUUAAAGACAGACCAGUCACUAAGUUCACUAGUGGCUUACCUGGACAGGUGUCCAGUCUGUCCUACCAUACCAGUCACUGUUGACCAAAGGGUGACUUUUCCUUCAGAAUUAAUGUGCUGAAAUGAAAUAGCCUUGUUACUCAUGCUGUAAAUUACUCAGUGGUGAAAUGAGUUAAUAUUUCCUUCUAGUUUGAAGGCAGGUUCUGAAAAAGGUUUGUGCCUUAAUGUUCUUCAAGAUGCAAAAGCUUCUUGUUUUGCCACAACAUGCACACAUUCAAAAGAUCAUUUAGUCAUGUAUCUGUUAUGAGAGGAUUGAGCCAUCUGUGGGUGACCCCCUGCUUCAGAUACAGCUGUGUGAAACCGUGAUGGAGCUUGCGGUCAGGGAGGUGGUGGAAGGAGGCUGCUUGUAUCAUCUCAUUUUCCCCACACCUCUUGCCACUUGGGGCUGCGCAAGGCCCUGAUCCUGUUCGGGUUCUGAGUUUGGCCCAGAUUAGGCUGGGCCCCAGAGUGAUCUGGCUGGAAUAGGGCCUGAUCAGGAUUACCAAAUUGGGUUCCAAACUGUAUUGGGGUGUCUUGCACAGCCCUAGGGUGGCAUUCAACUAUGUUUUACUCUUGAGUAGACCUGUUGAAAUUAAUAGCCCUAGCUUAGUCAUGUUCAUUAAUUUCGGUGGUCCGCUUUGGGUAAAACAGCUGAACCACCCAUGUUGUCCGAUGCACGGAUGUGAUACUGGCGCCUCAGAUUCUUGCUAUCUUUUGGUUUGUUUUUUUCCAGGGACUUCUUAUUUAAUGCUAUUGAAACAAUGCCCUGCGUCAAGAGGAAAGCUGACUGGGCACUGAGGUGGAUAAGAGACAGGGAAGCCACUUUUGGUAGGUUGCUUCUGAGUAAUGCAUUCCCACUAUACGUGCCUUAGUUGAGAUAAUGUUUUUGAGUGUUCUGAAGUUGUUUAAUACCUCUCAGUGUAAGAAACUGAACUGGUAUAGAGUAAGACUCUACCUGAGUGGGAGACAAGGAAGGAGGGGCUAUGGUGUUGGUUUGUAUUAUCCUGUGGCUGAAGGUGGUUGAAUGAGCUGGUUAUAAAUUAUACUUAAGAUUACCAGGAUUGGGGCAUUUGUGGAGAGGAGGGACACUCGAGUUCAUACUGCAUUUUUGCAUUUGAUUUUUGUGUUCUCUGAAAAAUAUUUUGUUUUCUUGUUAAUUAUGUUGCUUUCAGUGCAGAUUGUUACUGUAUUUGUCCUGGAAUUUCCUCUCCUUUUAUAUGUUGCAACAUUCUGUUUUACAGUUUGAGGGGUUGGUGUCUGAACUUUGUGACCAUAAUAUGUGUGUGUGGUUUUUUUUUAAUCUCCUCUGAAACAGGCGAGAGAGUGGUUGCUUUUGCUGCCGUCGAAGGGAUCUUCUUCUCUGGUUCUUUUGCAGCUAUAUUUUGGCUCAAGAAAAGAGGACUGAUGCCGGGCCUCACUUUCUCCAAUGAACUCAUUAGCCGAGAUGAAGUAAUGUGGUGGGGGGGCUGAUGUUCAAAAUGGGGUCCAGUCUUGUUCUCUGAAAGCAAAACCAUCCAAAUAAAAGAGUCACAGAUAGUAGAAAUCCCCCCACACUUGAUUUUUUUAAAAAACAACCAGUAGUAUGUGAAUUGUUGAAAUAAAAUAGUGUAAAUGUAUCACUUUAGAUUAAGCACAGCUCAUUUUAAUAAGAAUGAUGUGUUUCCCCCCAACUAAUAAUGCAUGUUGCAGUCUUGAAAUUUUUAAAAUAUGAAAAAUCAGGGUGGGUGGAUUGGAAGCCAACUUGGCCCUGUCUGGACUGCACAUUUAAAGCAGUAUCAUACCACUUUAAACAGCCAUGGCUUCCCCCAAAGAGUCUUGGGGACCAUAGUUUGUCAAGGGGUGCUGAGAGUUGUUGGGAGACUCCUGUUCUCUUUGCAGCUUUAUAUUGCUGUCUUAUCAAUAUCUUCUGGAUAGUUCUAUUCAGAUAUUAAAAUUGUGGGUGGGUGUUGCUGUAAAAAGCUUGGCCCUUUUAACGUUUACUUUAUGAUGGAUGGAUAUAUUUAUGUAUGUAUUUAAGGCGCACAUAUAUACAUAUAUGCACCUUAAACACAUCAAUAAAAGUGGAAAAAGAGAGUUUUUGCUGCUGGUUUGUAGAAGCAAGGUGAGUGUCCCUUAUUUUGCAUUUCAUUCUCAUUUUUCAGGGGCUCCAUUGCAACUUUGCCUGCCUAAUGUUUCAGUAUUUAGUGAAUAAACCUUCAGAAGAAAGAGUCAGAGAGAUUGUUGUCAAUGCAGUUGAAAUUGAACAGGUGAGCAGACGAGUCUCUGGGUUUCUGCACCCAAAAUACUAUUCCUCUUAAAAAGUCAGGUGCCUGCUCUGCUCCACUUUUGCACCAGUCACUGUUUGUCACUACAGUUGCUUCAGGAUGGAGCACCUUGACACCCAUCUCCAAAUCUCAAUGUGUUGUAGCUGUGGCUCUAUUUAAAGUGGCCUAUGUUAACACGGUAAUCAGACUAUAAUGGGUUAUUCCUAAGUAGCUGGAACCGUGCUCCUCCUAAAAUAUUUUACCUUUUUCUAAUUUACAGGAGUUUUUGACAGAGGCCUUGCCGGUUGGCUUAAUUGGAAUGAAUUGCACUCUGAUGAAGCAAUAUAUUGAGUUUGUAGCAGAUCGGUUACUUCUGGAACUGGGCUUCUCCAAGGUAAGGUAGUUCAGGAAGAUAGAAACAUUUAACACUAGUCUCCUUACAAUGCAAUCCUAAUCAUGCAGUCUAAGAAGUAAGUCCUGUUGAAUUCAAUGGAGCUUACUCCCAGGUAAGUGGGGUUGGGCCUUAGUAAGUUUUGCCAUAGUCAUUUGUUUCAGGGUUGUGCCUGAGCUCUGUAAGCACUUGGAAAUAAAAUAUAUGAUGUAUAGAAUAAAACCAGGAAUGUUUUGGCUAGUCUUUCUUUGGUCAGGUUGCCUUGCAAAAUACUGUACGUCUUAUUUACUAAUUGUGUUAUUUAUUUAUAUCGUUUUGUAUCAUUUAUUUAUUUGAGAAAAUUUGUAUUCUGCCUUUCUGCAGCAAAAUAAAUAGUGUGCAGGGUGACUUGCAAUGUAAUGUUACAAGUAACAUCUUGUUAACAAAUAACGUACAGUGGUACCUUGGUUCCUGAACGGCUUAGUUGUCCAACAAAUUGGCUCCCGAACAGCGCAAACCAGCGUAAGUGUUCUGGUUUGCAAAUGUUUUUCGGAAGCGGAAUGUCUGACGUGGCUUCCACGGCUUCUGCGGCCUUCCACUUGAGUGCAGGAAGCUCCUGCAGCCAAUCGGAAGCCGCGCCUUGGUUUCCAAAUGGUUUUGGGAGUCGAAUGAACUCGCGGAACAGAUUACAGUGGUACCUCGGGUUAAGUACUUAAUUCGUUCUGGAGGUCCGUUCUUAACCUGAAAUUGUUCUUAACCUGAAGCACCACUUUAGCUAAUGGGGCCUCCCGCUGCCUCCGUGCCGCCGGAGCACGAUUUCUGUUCUCAUCCUGAAGCAAAGUUCUUAACCCGAGGUAAUAUUUCUGGGUCAGCGGAGUCUGCAAUCUGAAGCGUCUGUAACCCGAGGUACUACUGUAUGUUCGAGAACCAUGGUAAAAAAAAGAACACCAGUAAAAUAAAACAACAAAAGAGACAAUAGAACACUCACUGAAAUGUGAGUAUCAGACAUUAGGGCCCAAUAAGUCAAAUUAAAAUAUUGUCUAAGAAAUUAUGACUCAGAAGCAGUGGCUGCUUCACCCGCGAUAUACCACUUGGUGAAGCAGACACCAUGCUCUGAUUCUCAUACUGGCCCUGGGCGAUGUAUUGAUUGAUACAUCGCCCAGGCCUGGUUCAUGUAAUGCCAAAGUGGGACUUGUCAUUCUGUCUAAAUGGCCUCAGAAUAUGUGUUGUCAGUUAUGAAAUUUAGCUUUGGUAAAAGUGCCUGGGAAAGUGGAAGAGGUGAUAGAUGUGCUGGGGGAGUGACGUUAAUUCAGGAGCUGCCAUAUAGCAGGCAGAUAAGUAACUGCAGAAGAAUUAGAGCUUGGUUGCCUUUGCUUGUACCCAGACAAGGCUGUAGGCAGAAUUAUUCUACUUGUUUUUUAUUAAAUUUAUAUACCUACCUUCAUCCCAAGAUCACAGGGUGGUUUACAGCAUAAAAAUACAAAGGCAAAGCACAAAACAGCUAACUAACAAGGACAAACCCUUCUCCACAAACAUAUUUAAAAGGCCAUAGUUGUUUAAUCAGCCAAAGGGGUUUUUUUUGCCAUUAAGAGAAAGGAGUACUAUCACAGUGGAAAAGGCCUCCAGCAGUUAGUUACCAGAAAUUUGUAGGAAUGUUGUCGUGCUUAGGCCAGUAACUGCAAUUUAAUAAUAAUUUUGCUUUUUCUCAGGUCUUUCAAGCAGAAAACCCUUUUGACUUCAUGGAGAACAUCUCGCUGGAAGGAAAAACCAAUUUCUUUGAAAAGAGGGUUUCGGAGUAUCAGCGUUUUGCAGUUAUGGCUGACACCAACGAUAACGUUUUUACUCUGGAUGCUGACUUCUAGGAUUGCCUUCUUCAGAAGACGAGUGUUGCAAAAAAUGUUCACGUGCCACUUACCUGCUUGAAAAGCUGCUAUUUCUUCUACUGGAAGUAGAGGGUUCUGGGAACAUUUUUCCAUGUUUCCACACAUGAUGAAGUUUUUUAUAUGACAUAUUUAUUGCAGGUGGUGAUGUAAAUGAUUGUGUGUGUGUGGGUCCUCUUUACCAAAAGUCCCUUUGAUAAUUCAUGCAACUUUUCUACUUAACAGUUUUUGAGUAAUACAAUUGUGGCAUUUGUGCAAGCCUCAAUUUGCUGUUUUAUGUAGAGCAAUAAGGCUGCAGUCCUCAAGAUGGCCCGAGCCACCUUAGGAUGCUGUGCAAGUGCUGCUCAGUGAGUGGAGAGGAGUUCCACUGGCAGAACAGUUCUUACUCUCCCGGGCCACCCCUAAAAUUCUCUUGUUAGUGUAUAUGUAGUGUUGAAGAUGUGUUGCGGUAGGGCUUGAAACGGGGUGGAUCGCAGCAGGCCUUCGGAUCUGCAGGAUCGAAUGGCCCCACAGAAAGGCUCCUGGAAUAUACAUAGUGAUUCCCCCCCCCCAAUUGAUGUUAAUGGGGAGGGAAAAUGAAAGAAAGAGAAUGGUGCCUCUCUCAACUCCCUCCCCUUCUGGCUAGAGCAAACAGCAGGGGUUAGGCAGUGCCAGAUCCUCCACCAUGGUGUCCACCUUUAUCCCAUGCCCCCCCUUAGAAUUGCUUUGGUCAGCUGUGUGUUGAAUCACGGUAAUAACUAAAGCUUUCAUUGCACUGAAAAAUUGUUCUUUCAUUCUCUGGUUUCAUUGAGCUGAGAUACACACUCUCUGCAUUUGAGCAACCAUAUAAGCCAAGAUAUGCACAAGCCCUUUACAUAUACAGUUCCUGUAUAUGUAAAGCAGUUCCUUCCCUCGUUCCUGAGCUAUGAUUAAAGCAGGCCAGCUCUAAUUAACCAUGGUUCCCUGUUUGGUUUGAAUGGGAAACUAGAACUACCUGCUUCUGAAUAAGCCAGGGUAUUAAACCAUAUAUUGAAGUUGGUUUGAUAACCCGCCUUGUUUCAAGGCAGGUAACUGAAGUUUCACGGUUUCAAUGAGACGGGAAGCUGUGGUUAAUUGGAGAUUUCCUGGUUUAAUUGUGGCUCAGGCAGACAGGUUUCAUGUGCAAGCAGAAGGCUUGUAGCUGUGAUCUUCUGAGCUAGACCAGUCCUUCAGAGGAGCCAGCAGAGAUCAUUCCAGGAUCAUUCCUCCUUGUAUCAAAUAGGAUGGAAAGCAAGCUUGAAAAUUGUCUUCCGAUCUGUAUCCAAAGCCAGCAGGUAUUUUGCAAAGUCAAAGUCUUAUGGCUUUCCUUCUGCAGUUAGCCAGGACAUGGACUGAAGGCACGUAAUGCAGUUAGCUUUUUGAAGCAAAUUAAAUAAUAAAUAGGGGUGGGUCUUGUCCAGAGUGUGGAUAAACAACCACUUGGCUACUUCAUGUAUGCCACAUUUUGCUCUUGGAAGGAAAAGUGGGGUACCUAAAUAACACCAAGAGCCAAAGGCAAUAGAUGUUCUUAGUGCUCAGUUGAAAUCAGGGUGCCUGUAUCCUUGGCAUGUUGUUUUGCCAUUGUGCAUGUGCUUUAAAGGGGUACAGGCAUACAAGCAGCUCCUAUUGUGCUGUGCCACAUUUCUGUGACUUAAGAACAGCAGCUAUACAGAAAUGGGAAAGGGUUCAGUGGUCAUGGGAGAGCAGUGGGGGGGGGGUUGGUUGGUUGGGUAGGCAGGUUUUUUUUACACUGUCAUACCUUCUUCAUGAUUGGUCUUAAGCACUGAAUUGGAUUGUUUCACGCUGAAAGCAAUACAGUAUGUUGGAAACUCCGCUGAAUAGCAAAAAUUAUUCUCACUCCACAGGGUAUAAUAUAUUUUCUUGACUGCUUGUUGGGGGUGGGGAACACUAUUUCAAUUAACAAUGCAAGUGGAGCAUACAAUUAACGAGUGCUCAGUUCAGUUGGAAGUGAAUUCAUGUCGUAUGUAAACAUAUCCCUGGGAUGGCGUGGUUGGUAGAACAUGAGACUCUUAAUUCCUGUCUUGUGGGUUCGAGCCCCACGUUGGGCAAAAAAGAUUCCUGCAUUGAAGGGGGUUGGACUAGAUGAUCCUUGUGGUUCCUUCCAACUGCAAUUCUCCUAUGACAUAAAGAUUUGCAGCGCAUGGCAGAGCUAUAGUUGUAGCGCUGACGACUGCAUUAACUGUUGUCACCACAUUUCAAAAUAGCGGGGCUAUACCAGUGUGGACAGUUAGACUAAAUUGCCCUUAGAGAGGCAGAUUGCCGUAGUGGAUAGAGUUUUGGAUAGAAACUGGAGGUCUACGCUCAGAUCACCUUUCAGCUAUGAAACUCACUAGGUGACCUUGGGACAGUCACACACACAAAACGUUCCGCUGCACCUACCUCGCAGGGUUCUUGUGAUAAUUUUGGGCAGCGGGUGUCCUGCUUGUAGCUUUGAGUUCCUUGAAGAGAGGACACGGAAGGAGUAAAUAAGAAAAAUAGGCAAUUACUUCUACAGGUCAGGGAAGGGUGGGUUCCUUCCCUGGCUUAAGAUUAUUUCAUUUUAACCUUCUCAAUAGAGGUUUCUGUUAAUUCAACUAUUUUUUGCAACGAAACAUGGUUUAAAUUCAUGUAACUUAUAAAGAACGUUUAUGUGUACUUCAGAAAAGGAAUAUGACGACUGGCUGUUUUAACACUUUAUUUUCUUUAGAAACCAUAAUUCUGGUUACUCAAAACAAGUCCAGCCUCUGCCAUAAUGUGCUCCAGGAGGACUAAUCAUAGAACCUGAAGACUUCUGGCUGGAAACUUUGGCCAUCUGUUCACUGUAGUUCUGACUGCAUGAGUGCCAUGUAGUUGACUAUGUGUCCUAUAAUAUCUCUUGAGUAGACGUCACAAUACAAUAUCAGAAUUGUCUGGUUUUGGUUAAAGUAACUUAUCUUCCUUAUACAGCAUGUACUGUAAGCAUCAAAGCCAGAAACUGGCUGGCCACAGUAGUGAAUGGGGGAAAGAGAGAAAAGUUGAGGUUGAAUAUCUGAAAAGGUUUCAAUCAAGCCAACCCUGUUUGAUGAAUAGUCAAGUCCAUUUCAGCUUUUAAUAUUUCUUAGCCCUUUUGCGUUACCAAGGGCAUUGCAGUCUUUGUCCCCAAUCCAGUUCUAGUCCAUCUAGUGACUGUACAUAAGGGUGGGUAUUCCUAUUUGAAUAAGGACGUCCGGAUGGUUCAGUGGAUCCCAGAUCAUAAUUGCAGUGCGAAUGGCUGAAUGGCCAGAGGUCUUCACAAGGACGCAAAUCAAUUACCUUGCUGGAUCCAGGCAUUCACAACGCAUCUUAUAACAGACCUGUGUGAGGGCUGGUUAAUCCUUUGCCUACAGCAAAUGAGUAAAACAACACAAGAUGGAUUAUAUAGAAACUUCAUGACAGAGCCCAUUAUUUUUGAAAUGCCUGCAAGCAGCUUUACCUGCUCAUUCCUGUGAGCCAGAUGUAUUCUCAAACAUGUUUGCAGUUGUAGGAGACUCUGUCCUGUGACCAAAGAAAUUACAGUAAUAAGGGCCCCCAGUAUGUGAGGAGGACAGGUGUACUAAAGGGGGACAGAAGACAAAGCUUCCUGGUUUGGUGUUCCUUUUGUUUAGAAAAAUAUACAAUGGCACAAAUAAAAUUUGCUGGAAUAGCCUCUA
This is a messenger RNA of Podarcis lilfordi (Lilford's wall lizard), 14139 nucleotides long. The record is from the annotation of a GenBank genome assembly. Lineage: Eukaryota; Metazoa; Chordata; Lepidosauria; Squamata; Lacertidae.